Molecule: messenger RNA, 1374 nt
Organism: Penicillium longicatenatum
Lineage: Eukaryota; Fungi; Ascomycota; Eurotiomycetes; Eurotiales; Aspergillaceae
Product: trehalose-6-phosphate synthase
Exons: 4
Coding region: 1-1374 (457 amino acids)
Biological process (GO): trehalose biosynthetic process; cellular response to heat
Cellular component (GO): alpha,alpha-trehalose-phosphate synthase complex (UDP-forming); cytosol
Molecular function (GO): catalytic activity
Source: RefSeq, a predicted model, not a curated record
AUGUCGAUCGACGAGCAAAGAAGCUUACUUGUGGUUUCCAACCGGCUUCCCGUGUCUGUCAAACGAGUCGAUGGAGGGUAUCAAUCAUCGAUCUCGAGCGGAGGGCUAGUCACGGCAUUGUCGGGAUUGAAAACUACCAAGUUCCAAUGGUUUGGCUGGCCAGGAAUUGAAGUCAAGGACACUGCAGACAGGGAGCAAGUAUCGCAGAGCUUGGAAGAACACAAUGCCUGUCCGAUCUUCCUAGACGAUGAUCUUGCACAGGAGCAUUACAAUGGAUUCUCUAACCGCAUUCUAUGGCCGAUACUACACUACCAGUCAGGAGUGACAUUCGACGAUGGUCCCUGGCAGGCCUAUAGACGCGUCAAUGAAGUGUUUGCCGAUCAGAUCGCCAAUGCAGCUGACAGUGGGAAUCUGAUCUGGAUUCAUGAUUACCACCUGAUGCUAUUGCCAGGACUUCUGCGUUCCCGACUUGAACAGCAGGGCAAAUCUUGCGCAAUUGGGUUCUCAUUGCACACUCCAUUCCCGGCGGGUGAUUUCUGGAGAGCCCUGCCUGUUCGCAAAGAUUUGAUUGAUGGCUUGCUAGCCAGUGAUCUUAUCGGAUUCCAUACGGAUGAGUACAUGCAGAAUUUCAUCGAAACUUGUUCGAAUUUGCUCGGUGCACGCACAGAAAUUCCGAAUCAAAUACAGUACAAGAAUCGGCUGGUUUGCGUUGACAAGUUUAUCGUCGGUAUCGACCCACAGAAAUUCACCGAUACGCUGAAAAGCCCCGAUGUCGUAGAGCGAAUUAAGACUCUUGAAGAGAGGUACAAGGGGAUGACGGUCAUCGUUGGGGUGGAUCGACUAGACCAUAUCAAGGGUCUGACGCAGAAGCUGAAAGGAUACGAUUCCUUCUUGGACGAUCACCCGGAGCUACGAAACAAGGUCGUUCUCAUUCAAGUCGCGGUGCCUAGUCGCGAGGAUGUCAAGGAAUACCAAGAGUUGGAAACAGAGCUAAGUACAUUGGCUGGCAAAAUCAACGGCAAACACGCCACACCCGAUGGUACCCCAUUGCUGUACAUGCACCGAUCUGUUCCUUUCAAAGAAUUAGCAGCUCUUUACUCGAUCGCCGAUGCAUGCCUCCUCACUUCCACUCGAGAUGGAAUGAAUUUGGUCUCUUUUGAAUAUGUCGCCUGCCAGGAGAAGCGAAACGGCGUUCUGAUUUUAUCCGAGUUUGCAGGCGCAGCCUCAUUUAUGCAAGAAGGAAGUAUUUGUUUCCACCCAGCUAACAAGACGGAGAUGUCUGAGGCUAUCUUCAAGGCGCUUAAUCUCGAUCCUGCCGAGCGCAAACGGAAGUCUGAACAGCUUCGGGAUUUCGUCCAAAAGUAUACGAGGUGA